Molecule: messenger RNA, 1586 nt
Organism: Micropterus dolomieu (smallmouth bass)
Lineage: Eukaryota; Metazoa; Chordata; Actinopteri; Centrarchiformes; Centrarchidae
Gene: hsd17b7
Product: hydroxysteroid (17-beta) dehydrogenase 7
Exons: 9
Coding region: 91-1143 (350 amino acids)
Biological process (GO): cholesterol biosynthetic process
Cellular component (GO): endoplasmic reticulum membrane
Molecular function (GO): estradiol 17-beta-dehydrogenase [NAD(P)+] activity; 3-beta-hydroxysteroid 3-dehydrogenase (NADP+) activity; 5-alpha-androstane-3-beta,17-beta-diol dehydrogenase (NADP+) activity
Source: RefSeq, a predicted model, not a curated record
CAGACACACAACUUGUUGCAUUGACAGAGCAUUUAGCCAUAAAAUUAGUGUUUUCUGUAUGCAGAUUGUUUCCAGCUUGGACCUGAAAAGAUGAACAAGGUGGUUUUGGUGACGGGAGCAAAUAGUGGCAUUGGCCUGGCCCUGUGUGAGCGCCUCCUCUCACAGGACACAGAGGGCCUGCAGCUGUGCCUGGCCUGCAGGAACAUGCGCAGGGCACAGGCUGCCCGCUUUGCCCUCCUCACUUCUCAUCCUGCAGCCCAGGUGGCCCUGCUGCAGAUGGACACCAGCAGCAUCUCCUCAGUCAUCACUGCUGCACAGGAGGUCAAACUCAGGUAUAACCGACUGGACUACCUCUACCUCAACGCAGGCAUCAUGCCAAACCCACAGUUUGAUGUAGAAGCCUUUUUCAAAGGCCUUUUCUCCAGCAAUGUCAUCACCAUGUUUGCCACUGGCGAAGGGAUUCUGCAGCAGAAGGACUGUGUCAACGCUGAUGGCCUGCGAGAAGUUUUCGCGACCAACCUCUUUGGUCACUUCCUACUAAUCAGGGAGCUGGAACCAGUUCUGUGCCAUGCAGGCCAGACCUCCCAGCUGAUCUGGACCUCCUCCAGUAAUGCUCACCGCUCAGCUUUUAACCUUGACGACAUACAGCACCAGAGAGGCACCCAACCUUACAGCUCCUCCAAAUAUGCCUCCGACCUCCUCAGCCUGGCGCUCAACACACACUUCAACAAGCAGGGUUUGUACUCAUCCGUCAUUUGUCCUGGUUUUGUGAUGACCAAUCUGACAUUCGGUAUCCUGCCCUCCUUCCCAGCCUUCCUCUGGAGCCUGCUCAUGCCUGUCUUUUGGCUUAUAAGACUGUUCACCAACACUUUCACCCUAACACCUUAUAACGGAGCUGAAGCUCUGUUUUGGCUAUUUAAGCAAAAGCCUGAAUUAUUGGACCCUCAAGCCAAGUACCACAGCUUAACAUCUGGGCUGGGCAACAACUACACACAACCACGUAAGAUGGAUAUCGAUUUGGAAACAUCAGAGGCUCUGUAUGAGAGGUUACUGCAACUAGAAAGUGAAGUGAGGGAGAAACUGAAGGAAAAACAAAAAGAAUCCCAGCAUGCUCACAGUCCUGCAGGACCUGGGUCAUCUUGAUGCAUAUCACACAAUUCUGAGAUGGAGAGUAUUUUAUUCCUGUCUCACAGGUCAGCUGGGAGCGGUGUGCACAUACUGGCUGUCAGACCUGUCAGACCCCAAAUAUAACACCCCCCUCCCUGCCUGACACAGCAACAUGCAAGCCUCAACUCACAGCACAAACAAAGCAAGUUACAGUGACUCUAUAAGCAUUUUAAGUUUGAUUUAGGCUACUGUUUCCAAAUGUCUGUAAUCAAAGAACCAUAAUGAUGUUGUGAUGGUUUGGAAAAGAGUUUCCAAUAAAACUGAGCUCUGUCCGUUUUUAUCCACUUAAUCCCACUUAUUUUCAGUCCAUUCACGUAGUAAAGUAUGAUAGGCUAUUACAUGAGGAGAACAACACAGUUUUGCAUGUAUGCUCUGAUGGUAGACCAGGUCACCAAGUGUCCAGCCUAUAGGGUCAAGGA